Messenger RNA from Aphanomyces astaci, 663 nucleotides. RefSeq lists its product as hypothetical. Bases 1 to 663 code for a protein of 220 amino acids. Lineage: Eukaryota; Oomycota; Saprolegniomycetes; Saprolegniales; Verrucalvaceae. The record is from RefSeq and is a predicted model, not a curated record. The transcript has a single exon.
AUGGCGAGACCCGCCUAUAUAUCCGUGACAUUGCUAUCCACCUCCACAUCCUCACCGGUCGCCCCUGCCUGUCUGCUGCGCCGAUACAGUGCCGGGACUGUGGCCGACACGGCCACCAGGGUCGACACUGUGACCGCUUCACCUAUCUGGACCCACGGGAUCGCGCCCGCAGCAACUCCCAACACACAUCCACCACUCGCAGGGACAUACGUAGCACCGACACAGGCACGCGCAGUACAAGUCGCCACCGCCACGCGGGACACCACACACAUUCCGCCCCCCAACACUCCGCCGCGGAAGGCCACCAAAACCAACACCAAACCCAGGCAACUCCCACUUCAGCGCCACCCGCACCAGGUCCCAGGACACACCACGGGCCUCAAUCUAUACCUCCAGCGUGAGCUCUCCACGUACGUGGACCAACGCAUAGUAUCGGCCACGACCCCACUCCGACAGGAGGUUGAGUCCCUCCGCGCUGACAAAGAAGCCCUGGCUGCACUUGUCUCCGCCUCCAGUGCUGCAUUCUCCUCUCUGGAUGCGCGCCUCCUAGAGGAACGACGCCGACGCGAAGCCGCGGAACUUCUGCACGCCGAGGACAACUGCUUACGCACGGAGGCACACGUCCGCCCGAACACCGCGGUCACACAACACGAGUCCCAAUAG